Messenger RNA from Pan troglodytes (chimpanzee), 4144 nucleotides. RefSeq names its product ADP ribosylation factor like GTPase 1 (gene ARL1). Bases 768 to 1313 code for a protein of 181 amino acids. NCBI's taxonomy places the organism in Eukaryota, Metazoa, Chordata, Mammalia, Primates, Hominidae. The record is from RefSeq and is a predicted model, not a curated record. Gene Ontology annotation, molecular function: GTPase activity; GTP binding. The transcript is spliced from 6 exons.
ACACUUCACUAUCAAAACCUACAUUACUUCCAACAGUCGACCCUCGAGGGAAUAAGUCCCUGGUCUCCACGAUCGGGACCAGCCAGUCCACACUGCCGACCCCUGAAAGGCGGUCUCAGCUGCUCGGUCAGCGAGAAAAAAAGCCGGCGAGGUCCUCGUCCUGCAGGCUACAGCGAAGACAAAAACCUCUGGUUACUGGCCUCAGGUGCAAGGCUGCUCCGCAUUGGCAGCGCGGUACCAUUCCUAUUAUUAUUACGUAGUCUUGUUUCUUUCUGGGAGAAAGCACCUAGGGAGAGUUGGGCUGGCCCCGCAGGGCGCUCCGGGACACGCGUCCUCUGCAACGCCGCAGCCUGCGCCAGCGUUCGACCGGGACGACUCAUCGAGGCCCGACUCGCAUUUUUAGUUGUCAGAUUCGCCACUUUUUGGUGUCAGAAUUUAAAACAAAAAUUCCAAUUUCUCUAUUUCAGAAGCUCUUUCUGUCCAGGAAAACACAAGCAGGACAGACUUCAGGUUUUUGAAUUAUUCGUCUCUUCUGGCCUCCACGGUAUCUACAUCCAGUGAGCGGGGACCGUGAGUCGAAAGCGACGACGCGGAUGCUCAGGCCACCGUUCCCGGCGCGCAGUCGCAGCUGACCCUCGCUCCCGCCCCCGCCUGGAGUCCGACGUGGAAGUUGCUGGCUGACUGGGCUUGCGAGGAAACCGCCUCGGAGCUGCAGCCGAAGGCCAAGGAAUCACUGAAGAUCGGCGAGGGAGGACAGGGGGUUCAUCAUGGGUGGCUUUUUCUCAAGUAUAUUUUCCAGUCUGUUUGGAACUCGGGAAAUGAGAAUUUUAAUUUUGGGAUUAGAUGGAGCAGGAAAAACCACAAUUUUGUACAGAUUACAAGUUGGAGAAGUUGUUACUACUAUACCUACCAUUGGAUUUAAUGUAGAGACGGUGACGUACAAAAACCUUAAAUUCCAAGUCUGGGAUUUAGGAGGACAGACAAGUAUCAGGCCAUACUGGAGAUGUUACUAUUCAAACACAGAUGCAGUCAUUUAUGUAGUAGACAGUUGUGACCGAGACCGAAUUGGCAUUUCCAAAUCAGAGUUAGUUGCCAUGUUGGAGGAAGAAGAGCUGAGAAAAGCCAUUUUAGUGGUGUUUGCAAAUAAACAGGACAUGGAACAGGCCAUGACUUCCUCAGAGAUGGCAAAUUCACUUGGGUUACCUGCCUUGAAGGACCGAAAAUGGCAGAUAUUCAAAACGUCAGCAACCAAAGGCACCGGCCUUGAUGAGGCAAUGGAAUGGUUAGUUGAAACAUUAAAAAGCAGACAGUAAUUCAGUCCAUUCUUCUCCCCUGAAAUGAAGACUACAUCACCUCUCUCCCUUUGGAAACAGUCAAGUGUACUUCACACUACUAGAUGUUAAAACUAUAUGAUUAUUGGCAUAUACUGACUGACUGCAAUAUUUGUAGUAAAUAGGGAAAAUAAGUAUUUAGUUGGAGGGAUAAUUUGAUCGAAUCACCUGAAUGUUCUAUGUAAUGUAAAAUAUUCUUUUCUUGCUUUCUUGUGUUAAGGUAUAUAUUCUCUUUGUAUGGAAUUCUUAUUCAAAUACAGUUCUAUUAAAGAGUAUACUCCUAUUGGAUGAAAAAAACCUAUUUUUGAAUAGUAGUUGCAGCUUGUUUGUAUAAAUACUAAAAAAUAUCUUAACAGAUUUUUUUCCCCUUAAAAUGAAUUAUCUUUCCAAAGAUUAGACUCAGUAUGAGAGUAGGUGAGGAACAUAGUUUGUGUAAUAUAAUCUUUAUUUGCUUACCUGACCACUUUUUAUUAAGCUGUUUUGUUUAAAAGCUUUUGGUUAUAGGCAUGAAUAUUGUUUUGAUGGUUAACUUCACUGACUUAUCUGUAAGUGUCAUUUUAUAGUACUUUACAGUUGUCAAAAAAAAUCUUACAUAUAUUGAUCUAGUUGAUCGGUAGAGGAAGCUUGUGAAGUAGGUAGGACAGGUUAUGAUGUCUUCACUGUAUGGACGUGAACCCAGGGUUCUAAUAGGUUGGCUUGCCCAAGGUCACCUGCUAGCUGGUAAGGUAGGAAUAGGGCUCAAAGUAAAACUUUUGGUUCAGAAGCUUGACUCAUAAACUAUACUAUAUAUUCCCAAAAAUGUCAGUAUUGACAACACAGUCUAACUCUUAAAUAAAAUUAUGCUAAUUAGUUACAUUCAAAAUAAUGUUUAUAAAUUUAUUUGUCUAUACUAGUAGAAGUGAUCAGUGACAUACUAUAAAUAAUCCUAAAUGGUUAUAUUUGAUGGAAUUCAUAACACAUUAAAGAGAAAAUUUCACAUUAAAGGAAGGUUUAAAAAUCUAUUUUCAGAUUAUAAAAGGUGUCUUUACUGGUUUUCAUUCCUUUUAUCUACAGGUAAUUGGACAUGUAAACUUGUUUUUUUUUUGUUUUUUUUUGUUUUUUUUUGUUUUUUUGAGACGGAGUCUCGCUCUGUCGCCCAGGCUGGAGUGCAGUGGCGCGAUCUCGGCUCACUGCAAGCUCCGCCUCCCGGGUUCACGCCAUUCUCCUGCCUCAGCCUCCCGAGUAGCUGGGACUACAGGCGCCCGCUACCACGCCCGGCUAAUUUUUUGUAUUUUUAGUAGAGACGGGGUUUCACCGUGUUAGCCAGGAUGGUCUCGAUCUCCUGACCUCGUGAUCCGCCCGCCUCGGCCUCCCAAAGUGCUGGGAUUACAGGCGUGAGCCACCGCGCCCGGCCUAAACUUGUUAAAAAUCAAAAUCUUACUGAUUGUACAGGGAGAAAUUAAGCAUUCUGUUUUAAAAAUUAGGCUUAUUGCUACACUGUAAGUUUAAAAACAAUUCAUUUUCAAAGGAGCUUUUCAGAUUACCCAGUCCACCACAGAAUCAGCUAAUGUGACAGAAGUAAAUAUAGUGCGUCAUAAUUGCUAAAAACAGGGUGAAUUUCUUUCACUUAAGUUGGAAAACCAGCCUCUAAAAAAUCAGGUGCUGGUAAUGAGAGCUUAAUACCAUGGUUCCCCGCAGGUCUCAGAAACAUUAGUAGUUCCUUUCUUGGCCCUCACUGUCCUUCCAGUGUUGGCCUCUGGCCUCUUCCCCUCACAUUUAUGUUCAUUCUCUGGGCUUAUAUUCAUUCUCUGCUGCUUUCUCCCUUCACCCGUGGGACUCUCACCCUUCUUGCUCAUUCUCCAGCACCCAUUCCUACUUUAGUCUCUUUGAAAUCUUUUUUGGAGAUUUUCCUUCAGCUACAAGUGUUCCAGUACAACCAAUAUUACUCCUGAGGGGCAAAGACUUUUUCAUAUUUAUGUCCCUAGUAUCUGAUAUGGCGCCUGGCAUAUGGCAUUUCAGAAUAUGUUCAUAGUUGAAACAGUGGGAUAGAUAUUUGUCAUCUUGACAAGUAGCCCUUUGCAAUUUAUACUUGAGUUCACUCCUGGUCAAUGGCACAUGGCUGGAAAAUGCAGAAAGCAAGUUCACUUACGGCCUGAGGCUUAUAAAGCUUGUACAGCUGCCUCCCGGCAGUUCAGGAAAACUGCAGAAAAUGGGAAGUAAGGUCCUGGCAGGCAGACCUGGCAUGUAGCCGCUGGCCAUCUUGAAUCCUAGGGCAUGAAGUUGCCCCAAAGUUCAGCACUUGGUUAAGCCUGAUUCCUCUGGUUUAUCACAAAGAAUAGGAUGGGAUAAAGAAAGUGGACACUUAAAUAAGCUAUAAAUUAUAUGGUCCUUGUCUAGCAGGAGACAACUGCACAGGUAUGCUACCAGCGUUUGGAUAUUGAUAUAUACAUGGCAAAUCUGAAUAUUGUUUUAUGAGAGGCCUGGCAAUGGGUAAAACACCAAACUUGAAAUCAGAACAUAGGUGCAAAUGGCCACUCCUGUAGUUUCUUUUCUGUAAAAUGGGAUCUGGACAAAUGAUACCAAACGUUUCUUUCUAACAUUCUAUUUUAUAACUCUGGCCUAUGAUUGUGUUGUGUCUUGCAUUAAAAAAAAAAUUUUGAGAGUGGUAGAAUUACUUCUGUUAUCUGAAAUACCUGAGAUGCACUUUAAACUGUUGAAAUGUAAGCUCUGAGGGCAGGGACCGUAUCUUAUUUACUGUUAGUAUCCGUUGCAUCUAGUGUGGUGCACCUGGCACACAGUAGGCACUCAAUAAAUAUGUAUUGAUUAAAAACAAA